Messenger RNA from Sesamum indicum (sesame), 1177 nucleotides. It is a transcript of the gene SCL28, whose product is annotated as SC35-like splicing factor 28. The record is from RefSeq and is a predicted model, not a curated record. Gene Ontology annotation, molecular function: RNA binding. NCBI's taxonomy places the organism in Eukaryota, Viridiplantae, Streptophyta, Magnoliopsida, Lamiales, Pedaliaceae.
UAUCAAACGAAGCACCACUCGGCGCUUCUUUUCUAUCUUAUCGGCGAUAGGGUUAGGGUUUUUCAUUGUCCGAGUUUGAUUAGGGUUUUUUCGACCUGAAAUUUCACGGGAAAUAGCGGGAAGCAAAAAAGAAACUUAUGGCUAGGCACCGUAGCAGAAGUCGGCCUAGCCGUAGCCGUAGCCCAGUGAGGCGAAAGCGUUACGACGACCCACGGGAGCGACGCCGUGAUCACCGCUCUCCUGCCCCCUCUGGCCUCCUCGUUCGGAACAUUUCUCUCAGUGCUAGGCCGGAGGACCUAAGGGUUCCUUUUGAAAGAUUUGGUCCAAUAAAGGAUGUUUAUUUGCCCAAGAAUUACUACACAGGAGAACCUCGUGGCUUUGGAUUUGUCAAGUUUCGGUACCCUGAAGAUGCAGCUGAAGCAAAAAGCCACCUGGAUCGCACAGUUAUUGGUGGACGUGAAAUAAGGAUUGUGUUUGCUGAAGAGAACAGGAAAACUCCUCAAGAAAUGCGUAGGAUUACUCGCGUGAGCUCCCGUGGAAGCUACAGGCGACGAAGUCCAUCAUUUUCUCCUAGACGCCAACAUCAGUCUUAUUCACGAUCCCCUUCUCCAGCAAGGCGUGACUCAAGAGACAGGGGCCAUGGAGCCAGGGAUGAUUACUACUCCCCACGAAGAUCUAGAUCUGUGUCUAGAUCAGUUUCUCCUAGGGAUGACAAAAGUUACAGGUCCCGUGAAAGGUCAAGGCGUUCCAAAUCUUCCUCCCGCUCUGGUUCUCCACGGGAUGAGAGAAACCACAAGCCAAGCCGCCGGUCCCCCAGUCCUAGAGCAAAUGGUCAGACAGCUUAUGCACAUAGCAGGUCUCAGAGUCCUAGGAAGAACUCCAAGAGCCCAGCAAGGUCUCUUUCUAGAUCCAACAGUCCUCAAUGAUGGCUCGUUUGGUUUUGCUGCUAUCGACUUGAUAUAGAUUGUGACCAUGAGAAUGGAAACCGACGCUUUAUGAGGGAUGAUACUAUGUGGCUCUUGUUAGUUUGUUUGACUUUUAUGUCUAAUGUAACUAUCUUUUUCUAGAGAUUUGAUGCAACCUAGUGAGAUUUCUGGAUGUUUAUUUUAUCAACAGUAUUAUAGUGUACUACAUUAUUUGCAGCUUAGUUUUAUACUAGUAGCUGAAAUUACUAAAA